This is a messenger RNA of Vitrella brassicaformis, 2359 nucleotides long. Lineage: Eukaryota; Vitrellaceae. The record is from the annotation of a GenBank genome assembly.
AUGCGCUACAAAAAUCACACGAAUCGACCGACGACUGAACCAGGCAGCCGCCCCUCGCCCAAACAGCGGAAAUCAGCCAAUCCGGUGCGAGCUUCCAGUCUCCGGUGCGAGCUUAGCGGCAGAGGUUUCUUCGUCUCUUGUUCGGGACCUUCGGGGCGCUCAGGUGAGGGAUCAACACAGAAGCAGCAGGAGAAAACGAAACAUCGUUGGGAAAGUUGCGCCCUGGUGUUUUCUCUCGGUGGCUGUGUGUGCAGGUUCGCAUAGAGAAACCGGCGUUGAUUUUUGGAAGCUGCUGAGGAUGUUUCGAGGGAGCGUGUUCCGGUCGUCCCUUCUGCGCCCCCUGGGCACGUCACUUGCCCUGCAGUCACAGCACCAGCUGACGCCGCAGGCCGCCCGGUCGUUUGUGAGCGUGUCCCGCCCCUCAUUCAGCCUGCUCACCACCACGGCGCGCAGUGCAGUGACGCAGGAGGCCAAGACCACCCUGGCCCGGCACACGCAGAAGCGCACAUCAGCGGCCAUGGCGGAGGCGGCGGAGGGCGGCCACCACCUGGAUUUGGGGAGCUACAACAACGCGAUCAAGUGGAUCCACUGGACCAUGGCGGCCGGUAUCGGCAUCUGCUUCGUGUCGGUGCAGGCGGCGUACCUGUCUGAGGGCAGCACCAAGGAGGUGAUCAUGAACAUCCACAACAGCGUCGGCAUCCUCAUGGGCGGCACCGUCCUCGCCCGCCUGCUCGUCCGCGGAUUCACCACCGCCCCCCCACACGUCCCAGGCAACAUGCUCGAGACCUACGGGGCCAUCGCCGGCCACUGGGCGCUGUACGCCUUCAUGCUGUUCAUGCCUUUGACGGGCAUCGGCAUGUACUACCUGGGCGGUGCGGACGUGCCCUUCUUCAACCUCAAGUUCCCCGGCCUGGCCAACCCGGACAAGGAGCGCAUGACGUGGGCCAAGGAGUGCUUCAAGAAGCACAAGCUGGUGGGGGAGGCGUUCCAGUACCUGGUGGGCAUCCACAUGGGGGCGGCGGGGUACCACCUGCUCAAGGGACACAACGUCAUGAGACGCGUCAACCCACUCGUCGCCGCCGUCUAGACACACAGACAGACACAUCACAUCACAUGCACAGAUAGGUGGGUGGGGGUGUGUGUGGGGCGAUGACUGAGUGAGUGUCUCUCGAUGAUUCAGCACGGUCGGUUUUGAAUGGGUGAAUGGCUGGCUGGCUACGUGACGCGGCUGGCUGGCUGGUAGAGAGGGAAGUGCAGUUUUCUUUCGCCUGGUGCUGGUUGGUUGGUUGGCUGAUCGGUCGAUCGGUCAGCUGUAUGUAGGCUUGCUUUCUUCUGCGUACAUACCAUGUUUGAUGGGAUGGGAUGGGUGGAAUGUUUGAAUAUGACUGCCUGCCUGCCUGCCUGACCUCUCUCUGUACAUAUCACAUCGUCCGGUCCCUAUCCACCCACACCACUAUCAUGAGUGAGUGAGGCACACAACGUACAGACAGACAGACAGACAGACAGACACGUCUUUCUUGCGGCUGGUAUUUGCCGAUGAUCGACAACACAGAUAAACAGAUAAAGAGAUAGAUGAGGCCGCGUAAAAGCCCAAGAGACAGACAGAUAGAGAAUUGCGUUUCUUGCAACUACGGACAGACAGACAGACAGACACAGACAGACAGACACUUGCCUUGCGUCGCAAAUAUAGCAGCAUUCCAUUCAUUCAAGUCGUUUUCCUGCGUGGGUGCGUGUUGUGUUGUGUUGUGCCUGCAUGGCGUCUGUCCGUCCGUCUGAGUAAGUGUGUGGCCUGUUGCGGACGUGCAGAAGCGAAGCGAGAGAGGCGCGAUCUGUCCAUCUGCCUUUGCUGCGCCGCCACACACAUGACUAACCACACCCACACACACAAAUGAAUGCACCCUUCACACAGUUUUGGCUGGCUGCCGGGCCUGCGUGUGUGUUUGAUUGCCUGCCUGCCUGCAGCAUGUGUGUGUGUGUUGGUCGGUCUGGCUGCCUUACUCGUACGUAUUUGUCUCCCUCCUCAUCCCAUUGCGAAGCAUUGUGGAAUGGCUGCCGGUGCGCAAUGCAAUGUGUGCGUGUGUGUGUGUGUGUGGAAUGUUUGCCGUGCCGUGCCGUGAGGUGGGUCAGGUCAGUCAUUAGUUCCGGUAGAGAUACAUACAUACAUGAUAUCCACGUGAGAGCGUGUGUGCAUCCAUCCAGCCAUCAUCUAUCCACCCAGCCAGCCAUCAGUGAGUGAUACAUGAGUGCCGGACGGACCGAGUGGACCUCUUCGUGCAUGUCUGUCUGUAUCACUGUCUGCCUGCCUGCCUGCGUACCUACGAAUCGAAUGAAGGUUUGUUUCCUUCCACAUACAAAUGUG